Labeo rohita (rohu) is the source of this 741-nucleotide messenger RNA. RefSeq names its product C3a anaphylatoxin chemotactic receptor-like. The record is from RefSeq and is a predicted model, not a curated record. Gene Ontology annotation, cellular component: plasma membrane. NCBI's taxonomy places the organism in Eukaryota, Metazoa, Chordata, Actinopteri, Cypriniformes, Cyprinidae. Gene Ontology annotation, biological process: phospholipase C-activating G protein-coupled receptor signaling pathway; inflammatory response; complement receptor mediated signaling pathway. Gene Ontology annotation, molecular function: G protein-coupled receptor activity; complement component C5a receptor activity. Bases 1 to 741 code for a protein of 246 amino acids. The transcript is spliced from 2 exons.
AUGACCAUGAAGUUUCCCAGCUUUGAAAUGUUGGAAACCAAUGAGGGUGAUUUCUCUGGUCCUCUACUCCCUGACCUUGAUCCUUGGUGUUACACCUUGAGCUUGAUUAGUCUGGAUCGGUUUACUCAGGUGAUCACACCGGUUUGGGCUCAAAAUCAUCGCAGUCUGUUAAUUGGACGACUGUCCUGUGUAGCGGCCUGGGUUCUGGCUUUAAUUCUUAGUCUGCCUUUUAUGAUGUUAAGAGAGACUUUAACAGAAAAUAAUACAACAUCUUGCCUUCAUCAUCAACUUGAUGAAGACAAUUUUAAAAUGUAUAGACUGUUAAGCAUCAUCAGAUUUGUGUUUGGCUUUUUGGUUCCUCUCAUAUGCAUCACAACAUGCUAUGGAUUCAUUGCACGCAAGUUAGGCAGGAGUCAUUUUCACUCUGGACGAGUGUUUCGCAUCAUGUUGGCUGUAAUUGUGGCUUUUUUUCUGUGCUGGUUGCCGUAUCACACAGUGGAUUUGAUAUUAAUAUAUGGUGGGGAUUCAAGUAUCUUGGCAGCUUUGGCAGUGGAUCCGGUGGCCAUCUCGUUGGCGUAUUUCAACAGCUGUCUGAACCCCAUUCUGUAUGUUUUCAUGGGGCAGGAUUUUAAAAGUAAGGUUAAACUUUCUCUAAGACGUGUUUUUGAAAGAGUUUUCUCUGAGGAGGGAACACAAGCAUCACAAUCCACACAGUCACAACAAAUGCACUCAAUGCAGUGA